ACCACUUUAAAAAUUGUAUGAAGUAAUCAGACAAAGUAUUUUCUUUUAAACGCUUAAAUAUCAAAGCGGAACUACGUUUCGGUUAAUUGUAGUUUUCCUCCCGGUCAGAAUUUACGGAGGUGCUCGUUAUAUGACCUGGAGAAUCACGCCUGUUAAGAAGAAACCCUGAAGAUGUCAAACGUGUGCGUGCAUUUAUCACGGUUUUCUCUAGGUCACAAUGUUUUUACAAACCGAACGGAUGCGAAAUUAAGGCCAUGUGUCACAAGGAUGCUGUCCUUGACAUCACAACGUAAUGCAAAGACCAGAAAACCUCCAGAUGACAAUGAGGAAGCAUCCAAACCCAUCCAGUUCUCAAUCAGCAAAGCUAGUCAUCGAACCUGGAAAGUGGACCGUUCGAUGGGCAGCACUUACCAGCGGCCCUGGUGGAAGGUUCUCCCCAUCAGCCUCAUUGGAGUGGGCUUCCUCGCCUGGUGCAUUUUCAGGAGAGAGACCGAGAUCGACGACUCGCUGGAGAAAAACCUCUACGAACAUUUACCAGGACUGCUGUCCGACGAAGAACAGGAGGAUGUCGGCAUCAAAAACAAGCCUUCAUAGUGGCUUAGAAGUGACAUUUGCAGUCUGGAAUGUUUAUUUAUUGUUCAACAAUGCCUUUGGAAGUAAAAUGUUUACUCCAAGACCGUCCACAUUCUGUGCUCUCAAAAGUGGUUGUGUGGAACUGGAUCAUCUGUAGAUGGAUUUAUAUUGAAGAAAAGCCAGUGGCAUUGUAUUGAAAGCAUAAAGAAGAAACUUCUGAAUUGUAAUUGUGGUGCAACUGCUAGUUUAUAAAUAAUGUCAUCAGGAAACCAUUACUAAAGCACUGAAAGUCAACAUUGAGAACAUACUGUAAAAGUGAUACUUGAGCUGUAAAAUAAAUAUUUUAGCAUUAAAUAUUCAAAAGUGAUUUGCAAAAGUGAUUUACAAACCAGAGAUGGUGAAA
Messenger RNA from Labeo rohita (rohu), 976 nucleotides. It is a transcript of the gene uqcc4, whose product is annotated as protein ccsmst1. The record is from RefSeq and is a predicted model, not a curated record. NCBI's taxonomy places the organism in Eukaryota, Metazoa, Chordata, Actinopteri, Cypriniformes, Cyprinidae. The transcript is spliced from 2 exons. The coding region runs from base 172 to 594 and encodes 140 amino acids.